This is a messenger RNA of Seminavis robusta, 1194 nucleotides long. The record is from the annotation of a GenBank genome assembly. NCBI's taxonomy places the organism in Eukaryota, Bacillariophyta, Bacillariophyceae, Naviculales, Naviculaceae.
AUGGCAUCCCAGAAGCAGAGCAACAAUGAUGCUAUGCCAUUUCAAAUUGUCAAGCCCAAAAUCACGCAAGAUCCUCGCUUUCGUGCCGGUUGCAAAAUGAUUGAAAGUGGUCGCGACGGAGCCAUUGAUGUCUUUGGUUUGUUGCUGGAAGAAGCACGCACAAAAUACGGAGAAGUCUCCAUUGAAACCGCACCCGCCUAUUUUGAGUAUGGCAAAGCCUUGUUUCGUGAAGCAUCGAGACAGCAGCCGGAAGAAAAUGAGGAAGAAGAAGGGGAAGGGGAGGAAGAAGAAGAUGAUGAGGAGGACCACGACAAGAAGCCAGCAGCCGUCAAGAAGGAAAAUGAAAAUGACAAUUCGCAAGAAGACAAUGGACAAGAAACAGAGAAAACCACAGAGAAAGAGAGCGUAAAAGAAGAGGAACAAGAAGUUGAAGAAAGUGAUGUGAAACAAGAAGCUGAUGAGGCUGCUGAAAAUCAAGAAGGAGAAGAGGAAGCAGCUGACAGCGACAAGGAAAACGAGGAACAAGAUGACGAUGAUGUCAAUUUGGCUCUGGAAGUGAUGGAAACCGCCUAUGCCAUUCUUGACACAUUUGUCCAAACAGCCACACAACCCACGGCACCCAAUCAAAUCUAUCUUCCGUGGGCAAAGAGACACGAAUUGCCUCGUGUUCUCUCCAAUUUGGGCGAUUUACUCUCCUUUAUGGAACGACAUGCCGAUGCCGCCGAUGCUUACACCAGGGGUUUGGCACUGCGAGAAGAAAAUCUCAAGGCAUUCGCCGACGGCGAUCGCAAAAACAUUUCAUGGUGUUUGCAAGAAUUGAAAGAGCGACGCUGUGCGGUAGAAGCUGCCGUCUUGGUGGCCACGGAACUCUUGGAUUGUCCACCGGAUGUAGAUGUGGUGACCACGGAAGCCAAGGCACUCUUGGUCAAGGCAGCGGAACGAACAUCCUUUGCAGAAGGAUACUACCAUCAAGCACGUGACCAAUUGCAAGAUGCUGUCCUGCUCAUGGCGGAGUUGGCAUCACGUUGUGAAAAGAGUAGUGUCAAGCAAGAUUUCCUCAAGGAGAAGGAAGACGUUUGCUUUGCUUCAGUCAUGGUAAUGGGAGUGGGAGAAAAGUUGAGUCAAAUCAAGGAAGGAGAUGGGACACAAGAAGAAGACCAGAAAGAGCCCGUCAAGAAGAGAGCUAAGCGAUAA